This is a messenger RNA of Mytilus californianus (California mussel), 2144 nucleotides long. RefSeq lists its product as uncharacterized. Bases 22 to 396 code for a protein of 124 amino acids. The transcript is spliced from 4 exons. The record is from RefSeq and is a predicted model, not a curated record. Lineage: Eukaryota; Metazoa; Mollusca; Bivalvia; Mytilida; Mytilidae.
GGAGUUAAUCACAAUAGCAUUAUGGCCGAAGGCGAAGAGUUUCGCAUUCCAACAGUGACAGCUGAGGAGAUAGAUUUAACCACUGUCAGAGCUGUUGUGAUCAUCCCUGACCUUGAAGUGACCUCCAAGAUGUUUAGUGCUGCUAAACCUAAAAAGAAUGCUACUGUCGUGCCUAAAUUUGAAAACAAUUCUUUUGAAGUGACAGCUGUAGUGAAAAAGAAGGAAAAGGAAAAUAAAUUUAGAUAUACUGUGAAGAAACUUCCUGGAGAUAUUGUGCCAGAAAAAUGUAAAACUGAGUACAAGAAAGAGCAAGUGAUUUUGUUGCUUCAUAAAGCAGAAGAGUCUUCAUGGGCAGUGCAGUUAUCAAAACGAGGACUUGAACAAGCAGAAGAUUGAAAACUUUGUCUCAGACUUAUUUCCUUUUGAUGACAAAAAGAUGGAAUUUAAAUUCUUUCUCUUAAAGUCCUGAUGGAAUUCAGAUAACUUCUCUUUUGUAAUUUGAUUUACUUCCCUUUAAAUAAGAUUUCUGUUGUAGUUCUUUGGGUUAUAGCUCAUGAUAAUACAAGUGAUAGUUUAUCAUUAUUUUAUCUUAAAUUUAAGGCAAUAUCUAUAAUUAAUUCAGAAACUAAUGGCAUACUUUUUUAUCACAGUUUUUUUUUUUAUGAUUUUUUAAUCUUUCAAAUGUUUUUAAUCAUGUUUUUCUUCUAUUUUUUAUAAGUUAAAAAAUAUGAUUUAAUGAUAUUAUUUGAUAUUUUUUCACAUGAAAAUGUGAUAUGAUCAUCUUAAAAAAAUAAUUUUGAUUUGUUAACAUCUUAUAAACCUAUGGGUAAAAAUAAAGGUUUAGUAAACACUAAAUGUGCAAUAUUUUAAAACUUAUGUAUUUAUCAUACUCCAGUAUUAUUGUAACAGAAUAUGCAACAAUUUUCUUUGGAAAUUUUUAAAUUGUUUAGAUAUAUAACAAUUUUUCUGACAUUAGUUUUAAAAUUUUUGGGGUAUUUUGCUGAAUUGUCUCUGAAUGACCCUUGAUCUGUCUCCAAAUUACCUUCUGACAUCAGGCAACAAUCACUUUUUAACUGACGUAAAAUGUUUUAAAUUGUGAUGCAAUAUUUUUCAGAAACUUCUGUUGUUUGAAGUAAUGGUGGACAAAUUUGCAUACAAGUGUAAAUAGGUCAGAAGAAGGGAAUCAUUCUUAAUGGAAAGGAAAAAAUUUGCACAUAUUUCUUUUAUUACAUUGGUUGCAGUAUUAUAUUAGAAAUGAUGGAGGUAACAUUUUGGGUAGCCCUGUUGAAUUAUGAGGGGGAAUCAAAAUUUAGAAAAGUGCAUUUUGACUCCCAAAACAUACACACCUUCUGCUUUCUCUGUUGAAUAUCAGCUGGUCUGAAUUUUUAGGAUUUUUUUUGUGUGGUUAAAAUAUAUUCAAGUUUUAUGCAUUUAUUAAUCUUAAGAGAACUCUCUUUUCCACUUUGCCAAAUUUUUUACAUUUAUAUUGAAAAAACAUUUCUUCCAACAUAAUAAUCUUUUAUAUGCUACGGUUACUGUAGUAAUAAUUAUGAAAUGUACAUUUUUACGUGAAAAAUAAUGUUUUAUAAUCAAGAAGUAGUCCAUGAUUAUUUUUUUUAUUGUCAUAUUCAUUUUGUUUGUUAUUGAAUUUACUGAGGAUUGUGCAUGCUUAUUUAGAUAAAUAUUAAAUCAAGCAACAUAUAAUUUAAAAAUGAGUCUUGGUUCAUUGCAGAUUGUGUUGUCCUUGUGAUCAAUUUUAUUCUCAUGUUCAAUAUAUUUUUGGGGCAAUUAAUUAAUAAUAUUUAAUUACUUGUCUAUUACCUGAACAACACUGAAAAUCUAAGACAAUUUCAGGAAACCUCAUGAUGUGCAAGCUAAGAGAUAGGGUAAUACCCUAUGAAUUUAUUUCACACGAGCCAUUUUGAAGAAAUCUUCCAAUCUUUACUAAAAUUUACAUUAUGAAAGCUACACAUGUACUUUAGAUAGAACAACUUUAUGUUGUAUUCCAGAACAUGUAACAAAAUUAUAGUUAUACCUAAAAGGCUUAAAGAUGACGAAACAAACAUGUUUGAACGAUUUUUCACUUUUGGAGUAUAUAUGAAUAAAAUGGAUAAGAAGACAAUCUUAACCAAAACAAAAAUUCC